This is a messenger RNA of Plasmodium malariae, 618 nucleotides long. Its product is annotated as conserved Plasmodium protein, unknown function. Gene Ontology annotation, cellular component: nucleus. Lineage: Eukaryota; Apicomplexa; Aconoidasida; Haemosporida; Plasmodiidae. The record is from RefSeq and is a predicted model, not a curated record. The transcript has a single exon. Bases 1 to 618 code for a protein of 205 amino acids.
AUGAAGAAGAAAAUUUUAUUCCAAAGUAAAAGGUACACGAAGAACAAAAACUACCUAAGGAAAAAAAGAAAAUAUUACAAUGACCAGAAGUUUCUGCGUAAAUAUAAAAAGAAGAUACAACCAAAUGAGACUAAAACGGAAUUGGUUAAUAGCGACCCGAUUAAAAACUUUUUCUUUACACCUAGUGCGGUAGAACACAAACAGGAAAAGGUAAAAGAGGAACAAAAGGAAAAGGAAAUGGAAGAACCUCAUGAGUUGCUGGAGGAACAAAUAGCAGAGAGCCAAAAUAAAACAAGAUCAUAUGGCAGUGGUAACAAAAAAACAGAAUGGGCAUAUAACAAUAAGGAAAUUAUCCUACUUGGACAACAGAAACAUAACAUGAAACAAAAAACAAAGAAAAAAUCUGCAUAUAUUAAGGAACUUAACAUUACUGAAAUGAAAAAGAAAGAAAAAGAAUUAUCUGUAAAAGAGAAAGAAGCUGCUAUUUUGAAAAGUGAAAAAGAACGAACACAAAAAAAAUUAAUGAGAUUUCAAAAGUUUAUAAAACUGAACCAAAAAACAAGCAGGGGUCAACCGGUAAUGAAAAAUAUUAUCAGCCACUUGCUGAAAAAAAUUUAA